This is a messenger RNA of Bemisia tabaci, 3784 nucleotides long. Lineage: Eukaryota; Metazoa; Arthropoda; Insecta; Hemiptera; Aleyrodidae. The record is from RefSeq and is a predicted model, not a curated record.
AAUGAUAAUUCUGCUAAUCCAGUGACAGGAUAAUAGCAAUCGAAGUAUUCAUAGAGUUUGGAAUCUUUAAGCGGCGAUUUUUGGGGGUUUUCUUCCAGAAGUACUGGUCACGUAUCUGAAUUAUUUUUUCUCGCACAAGCAUUGGAAAAAAAAUUAAAGGUAAAUAAUAUAGGAAAUUCUCUAGUUAAAAAAAUGUCACGUUUUCCCCGUCAACUACUAACCUUUAUCUAUCCGCGGCAUUAAACUUUUACUUAACUCAAGUGUUCUAAUGAAUAAAAAAAAUCUCAAAGCGUGUGUAACUCGGGCAUAGUCGUAAUUAAUUUUGAAGCAUAUAUCAGCGAUCCGAAAAAAUCAGUCACCGUAAGAUUUUUGAGCUUCGUUAAGUUUUACUGUGGAUUUUUCAGAUAUUGCACAGUGCUCACAAAAUAACGAAAUAUUGUGAAUGUUUGUAAGAAACGUUGCAUAACCUUUUUUCAUAACUUUGGAUCAUAUCGGUUUCGUCAACGCUGCAGUUAAAAACCACCGAUAAAAACUUCAAAACCCAUAACAGUUUCCUCGGAUAAGAUAUCAGUCGGCCUACUUAUGAUGACAUUUUCUGGGCUGCUUUGUUCAAGAUUGUAGCUGCUGCACAUCUAUUCAAAGGGAUUUGUAUGCGGGUUGGCCUUCGGUAGGAGCAUGCUGCGGGGCCCGGACCGGGGCUGGGUGCCCCUCCCCGCCCUCCUCGUCCUCCUUGCCGCCACCCCCGCACCCUACGUCACACCCCUCGAUAUCAGAAACUGCAGCGGUCCCCUGGGCAUGGAGUCGGGAGCCAUUUCGGACGCCCUCGUUACAGCCAGCUCAUCUUACGUGCCCAACGUCGGCCCCAAGAACGGACGGUUGCGGCUGGAGCGGGCGGGCGGUGCGUGGUGUCCGAAGCAGCAGGUGGAGAAGGGCGUGCGGGAGUACAUCCAGAUGGACCUGAGUCGGCUCCAUUUCGUGACCGGAAUCCAGACCCAGGGGCGCUUCGACCACGGGCGCGGCCAGGAGUACGCCGAGGAGUACAUGUUCGAGUACUGGCGCCCCGGCCUCAAAGACUGGAAGCAGUACAGUCGCUGGGACGGCAAACAGAUCUUGAUGGGAAACAGCGACACAGCAACGGUGGUGACCCAUCGACUCAUGCCAGCCGUCUAUGCGAGUCAAGUACGAGUUCUGCCUUACAGUGUCCACAGAAGAACAGUUUGCCUCAGAGUAGAGAUCCUCGGCUGCCCUGCAAAAGAUGGGAUGGUCAGCUACCAGAUCCCUCGGGAGCCGAGUUGGGACACGGGUCAGGACCUGAGCGACUCGACGUACGACGGCGAGGUGAACGAGACGACGCUGUCGGGGGGCAUGGGUCGGCUCGCCGACGGCAUCUUCGGCGGCGACAACUUCAAAUUGGACAUCGGAUACGGUCGGGGAAGCGGUUGGGUAGGCUGGCGCAAGGAUUCUUUCCCGAAAAAUAGCUUCGAGAUGGUGGUGGAGUUCGAGCGGGUCCGUAAUUUCAGCGUCGUCCACUUCUUCACGAAUAAUUUAUUCAGCAAAGGUGUUCAGGUCUUCUCGAAAGCUCGGAUCCAAUUCAGCAUGGACGGGCAACAUUACGGAGGCCGAACGGUGACCUACAACUACAUGCCAGACACAGUCCUCGAAAAUGCGAGGAAUGUCACUAUACAUUUACAUCACCAUAUCGCCCGAUUCAUCAAGAUUCAGUUCCACUUCGCCAAUCAGUGGAUUAUGCUCAGCGAAAUGGAUUUUGAGUCAGAGGUCUUGUCCGGAAAUACCACCAGCGAGUCUCUACUGCAACUUGGAGAGGAGGAAAUUCUUAUCAACUCGGGGAACAUGCUUGAUCCUCCGUGGGACUCUCUAGAACCAAUCACUGCCUCAAAGGAAGGGGAUGGGACCGUCGAAGCUGUAAUUGGUGUUUUGACAGCGAUUGUCCUUCUACUGGUCGGAGUCUUCGUUUUUGUCCUGGUCCUCAGCAGAAGACACAAACUUCAAGGUUCGCCAACCACCAUCUUGAAAAAUCCUUUUGGAGUUAAUAUCAACAUGAAGGAUCUCCUGAUCAACCUAUCGCCGCUGAACAACGCGACGACGAUCCACCUGAACAACCUGGCGACCUCGACGAGCCCGGACGGUCAAACGGACCUGGAGGACGACUCGCCGAAACCACCCUCGUACACGGACAAGCAGGACUACGCCCUGAUCACGAACCACCUGGACCACGACCACAGCUUCAGCGUCGUCGAGAAGGAGGGCCCGGGGAGCGGGAGCGGCUACGACACGGACGCCACCGCCCCGGCGCCCACCCCGCAGCGCCCGGCUCGGACCUACUCCAAGAGCAAGCUCGUCAACGAGUACGCUGUGCCGCACCAGCCCCUCGACGCCGGCUCCGUCAAGGGCUCGCAGGCUGAUCUCAGUCUCGUCUCCGGUCUGGUUAAGCCUGAGUACGCUCCGCUCAGGCCGCAGCAUUUUGUGUCUACGGACAAUAAUUUGCAAGAUCUAGAAGAGUCAAAAGACGGUGUAGACAAUAAUCGAUCGAAACAUUCUACUCACAGCUUGCAAAACACUUUGCAUGCCGCUCCGAGGAUUCCAAUCGCACCGCAUCCCGGCUCUGAACCAAUCACACGGAAGCGAUAUCAUACGUCACCGCGAGAAAAACAUAGAAUGUCAGUGCCUUCUGUGUCGUGGAAUAUAGCUCCUGCGAUGGGACAGGUCUACAAAUGCAGACAGGGUGACUUGGUGCCUAUUCCGAGGUAUUGUUUGAAAGUAUCUCAUCGCCUGGGUCAUUGCCAUUUGGGAGAGGUGAUAAUUUGCGACACGGACGAAAUCGAUCUGAACGUGGACAAAGUUGCAGUGCGAACGUGUCGGGGGGACAGCGUGAGGGAGCUCCGCUUCCUGUCUAGUCUCAUAGACCCGCAUAUCGUCAGAAUCCUGGGCGUUUGUACUGCUGAGCAACCUCCCUGGACCGUAAUGGAGUACCCGAACGAGAUGGGGGAUUUGGCGCAACUUCUCAGAACCACUGACAAUCUAUCGUGUAGCAUAAUGACAUACAUGGCUUCACAAAUAGCGUCGGGUAUGCGAUAUUUAGAAUCUAAGAAUGUAGUUCAUAAGGAUUUAGCCGCCAGGAACUGUCUCGUGAGCCGAGGGUACCAAGUAAAAGUAGGUGACUUAGCAAUGUGCAAUACAAUAUAUAAAACGGAUUAUGUAGAAGUUGGGAUCCGACCACCAGCUCCUAUACGAUGGUUACCUUGGGAGAGCGUGCUUCUGGACAAAUAUACAUGUCCCAGCAGUGUUUGGAUGUUUGGUGUCACAUUAUGGGAGCUUUACAGUCUAGCCAGAGAGAGGCCUUUUACGCAUUUUACUAAUGAGCAAGUCAUUCAAAAUGCCGAGCAUAUGUAUUACGGCAGUGAGCUUCAGGUUUUCCUUGCUAAACCCAACUCAUGCCCACCAGAAAUCUAUGAGGUAAUGUGUCACUGUUGGAGCAGAGAUCAAGAGCAGCGGCCCACCUUCAAGCAGUUGUACAAAUUUCUAAACCACAAAGUUACCGAUACCUUUGUUAAUGACGAAGACUAUUCUGAUAGAAAUGUAUAACUUUAAGUAAGAGUUUAUUUUUGAAGAUGUGGAAGUCGGGAUAUAAUUCUCGACCAUUAAGAGAAGAAAUUUCUUCUGAAAUGUUGGUUCUGCAAAAAUGACACUACCAUUCAUUUAAUUUCUACAUCGUUUUCAAAGAAUCAGUCGUUGAAUGGAUAAAUACUCCUACACUGAAUUUUUA